Messenger RNA from Arachis duranensis, 3539 nucleotides. Its product is annotated as protein argonaute 2-like. Gene Ontology annotation, biological process: regulatory ncRNA-mediated post-transcriptional gene silencing. Gene Ontology annotation, molecular function: RNA binding; protein binding. The record is from RefSeq and is a predicted model, not a curated record. NCBI's taxonomy places the organism in Eukaryota, Viridiplantae, Streptophyta, Magnoliopsida, Fabales, Fabaceae. Gene Ontology annotation, cellular component: cytoplasm.
UUGAGAUGGAGAAGGGAGGACUGAGGAGUGGUGACAACUGACAAAGUGGUCAUCCCUCAUUUUCCAUUCGCUCCCCCACUCAUUGCUGAAAAGUGAAAACCUCCUUCAAUAAGUCCGUCAUUUCCUCGCUCUUUCACUCUAACACCUCUAGUUCACAUCGAACCUUCUGGAAUUUUCUUCCAUGUCACUCUCACGGGGACAUUCCCGUCAUUUCCCCUGCACUAUAUACCGACUCUCAUUUCCACGAUCCAAACCGAGUAGUGAGAGUGUAGGUUGAACUUUGGACGUUGCUUAGUUUUGUUUUAUAAACUUUUAUUGUUUUAAGUGUUUUCAUUUCGCUCCCCAUUUCUCCAAUUUGAACACCACCACAACAUGGACAGAGGCGGUUAUAAUCAGAGACGUGGUGGUGGUAACGCCAGAGGCAACGGAAGAGGAGGCCGCAUGAGAGGAAGAGCAAGAGGAAGAAACUUUUCCCAACCCCCACGGCAACCGGCUGACAGUGGCGUAGGAAGAGGCACCGCCGGCAGAGGAUUUUAUCCGCAGCCACCACCACCACAGUGGCAGCCAAGGCAGCAGAACACCAUCUCCGGGGGCACAUCAACCGCAACCGGCAGCGGAACCGCACCUCCAAGUCUCGUUUCCCCUCCGUCAAACCCUCCUCCUCCCACUCAAAAAGUUGUUCCGGUUGCCGGAAUGGGAACGAUUGGAACGUCUUCAGACUCCAAUGAAACGAUCUCACCCAUUCAGAGGCCCGACGCCGGUGGCACGGUGGCGGUUAGGAUCAAGACUCUUCAGGUGAACCAUUUUCCAGUGAAAUUCAACCCAGAGAGCAGGAUCAUGCACUACAAUGUCGAUGUGAGUCCCCAAUCGCCGCCACAACCAGGCCGUCCACCGAGGAGGAUAUCAAAGACCGAACUGUCAUUGAUCCGUGACAAGUUGUUCCUUGACCAUCCGGAGCUGCCGCUAGAGAUGACUGCCUACGAUGGUGAGAAGAACAUUUUUAGCAAGGUUAGUUUGCCCGAAGAGGCUUUUGUGGUGGAAGUGUCCAAGGGAGAGGACGAGAGGCCCACAGGAUUCAACGUGACGUUGACUCUAGUCAACAUUCUUGAGAUGAGUAGGUUGGAGGAUUACAUCAGAGGCAGGGCAUUGUCAAUCCCCAGAGUGAUCUUGCAGGGUGUGGAUGUGGUCUUCAAGGAGAAUCCAACAAAAUGUACUGUUCCGGUUGGUCGCUGCUUCUACCCAAUGAACCCGAAAUUUAGAGAGACGAAUCUUCAGCCUGGUGUGAUUGCUGUUGGAGGGUUUCAGCAUAGUCUCAAACCAACCCGUCAAGGACUGUCAUUGUGCUUGGAUUAUUCGGUUUUGUCUUUCAAGAAAAAAAUGCCAGUGCUGGAUUUCCUUCAUCAACAGAUUACCGGUUUCAAUUUGCGCGAAUUCGGAAGGUACAGAAAACAUGUUGAAAAUGUGCUAAUUGGUUUGAAGGUUCAUGUCACCCACCGGAGGACCAAACAGAAUAACCCCACUGGGCAGCUUAACCUUGUUGGCUACUUCCACGAUAGGUAUCAGAUUGAUAUCAGGUACAAGGACAUCCCUGCAUUGGAUUUUGGAGGUAACAAGACCAACUAUGUGCCAAUGGAACUUUGUGUCUUGGUUGAGGGUCAGAGGUAUCCCAAAGAGUAUUUGAGUAAGGAUGCUGCGAAGAAUUUGAAAGAUAUGUGCCUGCCUCCACCGAGAGUGAGGCAAGCUGCAAUACAGGAUAUGGUGAAUUCAAGAUGUGGACCCUGUGGGGGUGGUAUCGUUGAAAAUUUUGAAAUGAAUGUCAGCAAUGCUAUGACAACAGUGACUGGCCGUGUACUUGGACCCCCAAAACUGAAGCUUAGCGAUCCAAGUGGCAGGACUAUCCAGAUGGCAUUGACUCCAGAGAAGUGCCAAUGGAAUUUAGUUGAGAAGUCAAUGUUUGAAGGUAAGUCAGUUGAGUGUUGGGGCAUUCUUGAUUUCACCUUCCGCAGUAAAUGUAUCUUUAGCGGUCAAAGAUUCAUUUCUAAGCUUAUUGAGAAGUACGAUAAAUUUGGCAUCAUCAUGAAGGAGCCAGUUUGGAUAGAAAAAACAGACAUGUUGAAACUUGGCAACUAUAAUCAGCUUUCUGACUUACUUGAAAAGAUUAAUGAUGAGGUUUUCAGAAAAUGUAGAUGCCGGCUGCAAUUUCUUCUGUGUGUAAUGGCCUACAAAGAUCCAGGUUACAAGUGCCUCAAGUGGAUUGCUGAGACCAAGGUCGGCAUUGUGACACAGUGCUGCUUGUCGGGUAAUACUAAUUCUGCAAAAGAUCAAUAUCUUACUAAUCUUGCUCUCAAGAUCAAUGCGAAAAUUGGAGGCAGCAAUGUGGAGCUUAUUAAUAGGCUUCCUCACUUUGAGGGCGAUGGUCAUGUUAUGUUUAUCGGGGCUGAUGUAAAUCAUCCGGCUUCCAGAGAUGCAAAUAGUCCAUCAAUGGCUGCUGUGGUUGCCACUGUUAAUUGGCCGGCUGCAAACCGCUAUGCUGCUCGAGUUUGCGCUCAAGAGCAUCGAACUGAGAAGAUUUUGAACUUUGGAGAAGUUUGCCUUGAGCUUGUUUCAUGUUAUGAAAGGCUGAAUGGAGCCAAGCCUGAAAAGAUUGUUAUCUUCCGUGAUGGGGUCAGUGAAAGUCAAUUUCAGAUGGUUCUUGGUGAAGAGCUUCAGGAUUUGAAGAGGACCUUUGAACGUGCAAAUUACUCCCCAACCAUUACUCUUAUUGUGGCACAAAAGCGACACCAGACUCGACUCUUCCCUUCUCCUCCUGAUAAUGAGACGACGUCUGCUACUCGCGGCAAUGUGUUGCCUGGAACAGUAGUGGAUACAGUCAUCAUCCACCCCUUUGAGUUUGACUUUUAUCUGGUUAGUCACCAUGGAAGCCUGGGAACAAGCAAGCCCACUCAUUACCAUGUCUUGUGGGAUGAGCACGAUUUCACGUCAGAUAAACUCCAGGAACUGAUAUAUGACAUGUGCUUUACGUUUGCGCGGUGCACGAAACCUGUGUCUUUAGUCCCUCCGGUGUACUAUGCUGACCUUGCUGCAUACAGAGGACGACAAUACUAUGAAGCAAAGAUUGGGAUGCAAUCUCCGUAUUCAGCUACAUCUUCUUCAUCAUCACCUUUGGCUUCUUCAUCCGUUUCUUCAGCUACUUCAAAUUCGAAUGAUAUGGACUUCUACAAGCUGCAUUCUGAUCUGGAAAAUAUAAUGUUCUUCAUCUAAAGGGUCUUUAUAAUGUUAUCUAAAGAGUCUUCAUUCCCUACAACAAUGCACAGAGGAAUCUCAUUGUCAGUUAGAUCAACAUUUAGAUUUACAGUUACAAUGUUUUCAUGUCAGAUAUAUGGCAAUCUGAGAGGAGGAAAAUAUUUGGAGAUGAUAAAAAUACUUAUUUAGUUAACAAAAUAAUGGGUAUAGACACUAAUGUCAAGUUUAGUUUUCGCUUAAUGAUUGUCUCUGUAUUAAGUUUUCACGGCAUGAUCUUAUACUAACUCUGCCUAUGU